Messenger RNA from Aspergillus brunneoviolaceus CBS 621.78, 780 nucleotides. RefSeq lists its product as uncharacterized. The record is from RefSeq and is a predicted model, not a curated record. The coding region runs from base 1 to 780 and encodes 259 amino acids. NCBI's taxonomy places the organism in Eukaryota, Fungi, Ascomycota, Eurotiomycetes, Eurotiales, Aspergillaceae. The transcript has 4 exons.
AUGCCAUUAUCGAGCCAGCCACCACCCCCCAUGAAUCCUACUGUAGAGGAGGUAGAAGACGAGAGUAGGCCUAGUCCAGGUAGCGGUAGUGGUGAUGCCAACGCCGCGCAACAGCAAUUGUCAUGGGCUGAGGUUUGCGCCCAGCACGAGUCGCUGCUGGUAUCCCACCUCGCGCUGCUACAGCAGGUCCAGGGCGAGGUUCCGUCCAAUGGCGAUGCGUCGCGGUUGGUUACCAACAUGUUGGAGCGGACGAAAAAGUUGAUGAUGCAGUUCAAGAUCAUCAAAGGCAAAUUUGGUUCCAGAAAUCUAGAUGCUGAGAAAACCUUGCACUCGAACUCUGGCUCAGAUCCGUCAUCUUCUCGUCGGAUGAGUGAUUCAUCUGGCAAUGGCCCUCGGGCGAGAGAUCGGGCGAAACGGGCACGCGCAGAAGCGAGCGAACGAGACGAGGAGACUAUUGCUGCAGUACCAGAUGCAGAGACUAUGUCGGCCUUUGCUGACCCAGCCCGUCAUCACAAGCGUAAGCGCUUAAUGAAGGUGCUGCCUGGGGGUGAGGAUGACGUUAGGAGCAUAACUCCGGUGUCGAUUGACACGGAGGACAUCUCUGAGGAGGUACAACGAAGGCUGGCUAUUCGAGACGAGCAACGCAAAAAGCGCAGCAAUGCUAAAGCAGAGAAGCGCAAACGAGACAGCAUGACCUCAACCGGAAGUGCACCUUCUCCUGGCGGUCCUACGAAGCAACCCAGAAAAAGGAUCAAAGCAAUCCAAUCCCAUGAGCGAUGA